This is a messenger RNA of Closterium sp. Naga37s-1, 202 nucleotides long. The record is from the annotation of a GenBank genome assembly. NCBI's taxonomy places the organism in Eukaryota, Viridiplantae, Streptophyta, Zygnematophyceae, Desmidiales, Closteriaceae.
AUGGGAAGCGGCGCUAGGACUUGUCGGAACCCUCUCCGCCAUAGCCCUGUUCAUAUCGCCCAUCAAAACGUUUUAGCGGAUUAUCAGCAGGCGAAGCACAGAAGACUUCCCGUCCUUCCCUUACGUGUCCACGCUGCUCAAUUGCUUCGUCUGGACGGUCUAUGCGCUCCCGUUCGUCACUCCCAACCGCUUUCCACCGCUU